This is a messenger RNA of Dioscorea cayenensis subsp. rotundata (Guinea yam), 1631 nucleotides long. Its product is annotated as protein PLASTID MOVEMENT IMPAIRED 2-like. The coding region runs from base 234 to 1631 and encodes 465 amino acids. NCBI's taxonomy places the organism in Eukaryota, Viridiplantae, Streptophyta, Magnoliopsida, Dioscoreales, Dioscoreaceae. The transcript has 3 exons. The record is from RefSeq and is a predicted model, not a curated record.
CAAGAAAUGUUUGUGUGGUGACAAUUCUACAGAGCACCAACAAGCAGAUAGCACAAGAGAAGAGACAAAAGGCCAAAAAAAAAAAGACCAGUGUCUUCAUAUUGAAGCACUUUCAUCAAAAGCAUGAAGAAAAAGAUGAGGGACUUGUUUUGCAGAAGAGAUAUUCCUGAUUGUACAGCUGCCUUCCUUUAUCUUUCCGAAUUGUGAGAUAAUUUAGUUUCCAUUUGUACUUCAUGGAAAGAACAAGAUCUGGCAGCCCAGAGAGGACUAGCUCUGUAAGAGAAGCAAUUAAUUUGUUUGGAGAAAAGAUGGUGAGUAAUGGUGGAAAGCAAAACAAACUCAAACCUCACUUCUCACUGUCAGAUGAAUUGGCUACAAAAAGGGCAAGAGAGAUCCAUGUUGCGAAAAUGGAUAUAGGCAGAUUGUGCGAAAAUAAGAAGUGUGCUGAAGAUGACAAGGCCAGAGCAGAAUCAGAAUUGUAUAUGGCCAGGGGGAUGGCAAAUGAACUCGCUCGACGCAUCGAGGAAUGUAAUGCUAAAACACUGGCUCAGAAACAACAGCUUCAAUCGAUGAAUUCUCCAAAAAUAAUGAUGGACUCCCAACCUCUUGAUUAUGUUCAAGUGAUGCAUGAGCUUGACAGAGUCAAGCAUGAAUUGAGCAAACUGAAACUUGAGGUUUCAUCUGCCAUAGAAGCAAAGGCGAAUGCCGAAAGUGAAAUAAAGACCUCUGGUUCUAAAGUGAGAACAAUGGAGGCCUGUGCGGAGGAUCUUCAAAAGGAAAUCGAGCACAUAAAUGAAGAGCAUGUUUUAGUUGAGCUAGCAAGAAUGGAAGCUGAAAGGGAACUGCAACAGAUUGAGUCUCAAAGAUUAGCAGAUUUUUCCUGGUAUUCUAAGAGCAUUGAAGAAGCUAACAACAGAAUCAAGGGCCUUCAAAAGGAAAUACAACAAACUCAGGAGCUUGAAAGAAGUCUUGCUGUGACCACUGCUGAUGUUGAUGUCUUGCAAAAGGAGAUGGUAUUAGUGAGGGCUAUGGAGAAGAAUUUCAGCAAGAGUAAUUCAAUGAGCAAUGAUGAACAGAAAAAGGAAGAACAAACACAGCGAGAAUUACGAAAUGCGGAAGCUGAAUUGGAGGUCGCAAAGAAAGAGUUGUCAUCAUACAAGUACCAAGGGUUUCAGUUCAUGAGUGCUAUGGAUCUUAUAAGGAAAGAACUAAUCGAAAUAUUUAAGGAAAAGGAACAAAUUGAGAAAAAUGAGAAGAAGACAGAUUCUGCAGUCAGGAAUCUCAACUCUAAGCUUCUGAAAGCGAAAUCACAGCUCGAAUCAGCUUUGGUAGCCGACACAAGAGCUAAAGAAAUAGUGGCCAAUCUUUCAGCAGCACUGCAACAAAUGAAGAUAGACACUGAGGCAGUGAGGAGGGAAAGAGAGCAGAUAAGCGAAGAGUCAAAAUCUAUCAAAAUUGAAAUGAAGAGUGAGGAAACUAUCAAUUCAGACAAUGAGAGGUUGUUAACUACAAUGAAAGAGCUCGAGGCAGCUAAAAAAGCUGAAGAAUCUGCGCUUAAAAAGCUAAAGGCCGUUGCUGAGAGAGCGAUGAGGAAUAGAGUUUGCACACAGUUGCACGAGUUUCUCGUAUAA